Molecule: messenger RNA, 1641 nt
Organism: Podarcis raffonei (Aeolian wall lizard)
Lineage: Eukaryota; Metazoa; Chordata; Lepidosauria; Squamata; Lacertidae
Gene: DXO
Product: decapping exoribonuclease
Exons: 7
Coding region: 209-1438 (409 amino acids)
Biological process (GO): NAD-cap decapping; nuclear-transcribed mRNA catabolic process
Cellular component (GO): nucleus; cytosol
Molecular function (GO): mRNA 5'-diphosphatase activity
Source: RefSeq, a predicted model, not a curated record
GGGAAGGGCGUUGACUUCGCCUCCCGACUGGCGCCCUGUGAUGACGCCAUCGCCGCGCGGCCUUAGGAGCCGAAGGAACGGAGCGCAGCGAUUGUUUUGACCAAGAUGUCGGGCGCCCGAGUCUUGUUUGGCUGGUGACACAAAGGAGACGCGCGAGCUGCGUCCCCGCCUCUCUCUCCGCGGCAGCGCGAAUCGGCGGUGUCCUGCGAUGACGUCACAGAAGUCCCUGAUGAAGACCACUCUCGACACCAGGACUCACGACCGGGAGGACGACGGGCCCAGAGACUGCAGCGCCAAGCGCCAGAGGAGCGAGGCCAAGGCUCCCCUCACUUUGCCCGUCACGCCGUCUCGCUACGAUGCCCCUUUCCCCUUUUACCGGCGGCCGGCUCAGCUGGGACACUUUUCCCUGGACGCCCAGCGCUGUUACCACGGGGACGCUCGCCGCCUGCGCUACUAUGCCCCGCCCCCUAUCGAGGGCCCCUCCCCCGGCUUCGACCUGCGCGACGGCUACCGCGACCGCUAUGUGAAGCAAGAUGAGACCGUCCGCGAGGGGCUGGAGCACUUGCUGAGGUGGAUCACCCAGAACCGGAAGCAACUGCAGACUGAGGACAAAGGACGGCCGCUGAAUGCCGACUUUGUGACGUGGCGGGGGCAUCUCACUAAAGUGCUGACCACGCCCUACGAAAAUCAGGACGGUUGGCUGCUGGCGGUGAGCCUCUUCCGCGGGACUCUGUACAUCAGCGAAGUCGAGACGGAGGCUGCCCGGAGGCAGCGGGAGCAGCGCACAGACCUGCUGAAGGAGCUCAUGUACAUGGGCUACAAGUUUGAGCAGUACAUGUGCUCUGAUACUCCAGACGGGACUCCGGAUCCGACGGGGGUGGUGAACACAAACGAGGCUUUCUGCAUCGUGAUCCGGACCCGCCUGGGAACCCACUCAUUGCUGUUCUCGGGAGAGGUGGACUGCACAGACCCCCGGAGCCCCUGGCCCGACCCUCCAAGCUGUUACGUGGAGCUGAAGACCAGCAAAGUCAUGCAUAGCCCGGCUCAGAGGAAGAGUUUUUACAGGCACAAGAUGAUCAAGUGGUGGGCUCAGUCUUUUCUGCCCGGAGUGUCUCGGAUCGUGGCCGGGUACCGGGGGCCAGAUGGCUCCAUCGUGGAACUGGAGACAUUUGAGACGAUGAAGAUCUUCCAGCUCAUUAGGGAGGACCCGGGCUGCUGGAAGCCGGCGGUGUGCAUGAACUUUUGCGCGGCGUUCCUCGGCUUUGUGAAGAAAGUGGUGACCGAAGACAAUCCGAAGUUGGUCCACCUCUUUGCCUGGGAGCCUGGCCACCCUGUCUCCUUCACAGUGCACCGGGACUCCGAGCACACCUUCCUGCCCGACUGGUACGUGGAGGCGCUGAGCAGCGAGAAGCCCUCGACUCCGCACAUCCCAGACUGAUGGGCUGCAGCUGGAGGGAGAAGCUGGGGUUUUUUUGUAUCUUGAGUGGGCAAGGCAGGGCGGGCGGUUAAACACACACACACGCAGCAGACACAAGGAGGCUGGCACCUGGCGCUCAGAAAGUCAGGGACGCCUGGGAGGGCCCCCAACCCCCCCCCCCCAUCAUCACAAUGAAGGAGGGACAGGGCAAUAAACUAUUAUCG